Molecule: messenger RNA, 1203 nt
Organism: Aureobasidium namibiae CBS 147.97
Lineage: Eukaryota; Fungi; Ascomycota; Dothideomycetes; Dothideales; Saccotheciaceae
Product: Zinc/iron permease
Exons: 3
Coding region: 1-1203 (400 amino acids)
Biological process (GO): transmembrane transport; zinc ion transport
Cellular component (GO): membrane
Molecular function (GO): metal ion transmembrane transporter activity
Source: RefSeq, a predicted model, not a curated record
AUGUGGUCAGGACUCUUCAUGCUGCUCGUCUUGAGCACUAUCAUGACAAUUGCUUCCUUUCUCGCCGGCUCUCUACCUCUAUCCUUCUCUCUUUCUCAACGCCAGCUUCGAUUGACAACGGCAAUUGGUACUGGUGUUCUCGUAGGGACAGCACUGAUUGUCAUCGUACCAGAAGGCAUUGAGACGCUGUACAGUGCCCGCGAGGUGGGCCAUACCCAUGUAGGAAGAUCGCUCUCGUUGGAAUAUAAGAGUCAGGAUGGGUUGGGUGACGCGACGUCCCUGGCAUUGUCACAACGCGACCUCACAACCUUCGCCCAAGUCUACACCAGAGAUACGGAUCUGACUGGACCCGAUGAUGGACGCCCGGAGGACGGAAAUAUACCCCCGAAAGAGCCUGAUCACAAAGCAGAAGAGCAUGGGUCAGAAGAACACGAUGAUUGGGAGCCUCAUGCCUGGAUUGGCGUCUCUCUAGUCAUGGGCUUCGUCUUGAUGUACCUGAUCGAUCAACUGCCUCGCCAUGCGGCAGCUUCUUACCAACCACAGAGAUUCCAUAUAGCGCUGGAUCGCUUCAAUCUCCAGAGAUCUGCAAACCAAUCUUCUGAACCAGAAGACUUGGACGGCCCGCCCCCGGACCCUAUGCAACAAUCACGCCCUUCCUCAACCACUGUAGGAUUGGUGAUCCAUGCUGCAGCAGAUGGAAUUGCGCUUGGAGCAUCUUCAACUGCUUCGUCGCGAAGAUUGGGAUUCAUCGUAUUUGUGGCCUUGAUGAUACACAAGGCACCUGCAGCGUUUGGUCUGACCUCGGCAUUGCUCAAACAAGGACUUUCCAAGAGAAGGGCACGUAACCACCUUAUUGUGUUCAGCUUAGCCGCACCGAUCGGCGCAUUACUGACUUGGGCACUUGUCAACAUCUUCGAAGGAGGUAUUGGCCAGAACGAACACGGCACUCGUUUCUUCACCGGGUUGCUGUUGCUGUUCUCAGGAGGCACUUUCUUAUACGUAGCAAUGCACGCCAUGCAAGACACGAAACAUGGCCAUGACAUGGGGAGUGCCACUCCCAACGGCUAUGGCGACUCGAACGUGUAUGACGGAUACCAGCCAGCAUCGAACAAACAAGAAGGUCCUGUGCUCACCGACACGCUGGCUGUAGUAGGCGGAAUGCUGCUUCCACUUCUGACACAAGUGUUCGGACACGGUCAUUGA